CUCCCUCCGGCUCGCUGGCGAGGGGCAGAGCAGCCCCUGCCCCGCCGUUCCCCGCCGGGAAGUUACUUUGUUCGCAGAGUUCCCUUGGAUGCUGCGCUGGGACCCCCGGGCUCCCGGUGCCCCCCGCAUCCCCCCCGCCCUGCUCAGGUGUCACCGGAGCCUUCCCGGCAAGGAAAGGAAGCCCCCCGUGGAAAAUCCGGGUGCGCCUUCCCCGGUAGCUUCCCCUCGCGUAGCCGGGGGAAGGGGUGAUGGAAGAGGAAGAACUUCCCUUUGUCGUAGGAGAGGAUUGAGUGACCUCCAAAGUUUUGUUCCGGGAGGAAACCGCUGGAUAAGUUUGGUGUUUCCAAGGGGGCUGUGCUGCUGAGGUGAGAUGUCCUGGUGCUCUCCCAUGGACGUAGGGAGAUAGCAGACAUGACCCCCUGAGGAGGCCGAGCCCCGCGCCGCAAGCAUGGCCUUCGCGCAGUCGCACAUCAUGGCAGCCCGCAGGCACCAGCACAGCAGGCUCAUCAUCGAGGUGGACGAGUACAGCUCCAACCCCACGCAGGCUUUCACCUUCUACAACAUCAACCAGGGACGUUUCCAGCCCCCACAUGUGCAGAUGGUUGAUCCGGUGCCCCACGACGCUCCCAAACCUCCAGGAUAUACACGAUUUGUCUGUAUUUCUGAUACUCACUCAAGAACUGAUCCCAUCCAAAUGCCAUAUGGAGAUGUGUUAAUACAUGCUGGUGAUUUUACUGAGCUGGGACUUCCUAGUGAAGUAAAAAAAUUCAACGAGUGGCUAGGUAGCCUGCCCUAUGAAUACAAGAUUGUGAUAGCAGGAAAUCAUGAAUUGACCUUUGACCAGGAAUUCAUGGCUGACUUAAUCAAGCAGGACUUUUACUAUUUCCCCUCUGUUUCUAAGCUGAAGCCAGAGAGCUAUGAAAAUGUACAGUCUCUCCUAACAAACUGCAUCUAUCUUCAAGACUCUGAAGUGACGGUGAGGGGAUUCAGAAUAUAUGGCUCCCCUUGGCAACCUUGGUUUUAUGGCUGGGGCUUUAAUCUUCCACGAGGCCAAGCACUAUUAGAGAAAUGGAACCUUAUUCCAGAUGGAAUAGAUAUUCUUAUAACACAUGGACCACCUCUCGGUUUUCUAGACUGGGUUCCUAAGAAAAUGCAACGGGUAGGAUGUGUCGAGCUGCUGAACACGGUCCAGAGACGAAUACAGCCAAGGCUUCAUGUUUUUGGACAUAUCCAUGAAGGUUAUGGUGUCAUGGCUGAUGGAACCACUACCUAUGUGAAUGCAUCUGUGUGCACUGUGAAUUACCAGCCACUUAAUCCACCUAUAGUUAUUGACUUACCUACUCCAAGGAACACAUGAUUAUAACAAGGAUUUAAAGUUGUACCCAACACAUUAGCAACUUUAUAUUGCUGGCUGAGAAUCCCAAUAGGGAACCAUUCAACAAAAACAAACAAAAAAAAAGCAAAAUCCUUCUUUUUUUCCCUGCUAGCUCUUCACAGAUAAAUUUCGAGUAACAAAAGUGGAUGAGGAACAAAGACAUUUUGGUGCCAGAAACAGAUUAAAGACUUAACAUUUCACCAUUAAAAUAUUUGUGAACACAGAAAAGUGAAUGCAUUCCACAUAUAAAUAUAUAUAUAUAUACAUACACAUAUAUAUAUAUCUAGUAGGGGCUUUUGUAUAUACCGUGUAUUGGACUUAUUAAAAGAACAAUGUCUUUCAAAGGAGUGUUUCUUUAAGAAAGUUUGCAGUUUAAACUUCAGUGUUUAGACUAGGAUUCCCUCAUUUCAGAUGUUUCCCAGUGAGCUCUUAGUAAAAGAAAAAUUAUGGUGAAGAUGUUUUCCCUUAAUUAACAUGGCAAAUAUAAAAGAUGCUGCACAAAUGACCAGUCACUGGAGGAAAGCUAUUACUCCAAGUCCUCCAGGUCUAAGUCUUUGCAUCUAUUCAAAACCAAUGCAAUAGAGGCCCUAAUUCACUGUACUGAAAUGGAAGUUUUACUACAUCUGGCAUUACAGAUGGUAAGGGAAAUGGUGCAUAUUGCCAGCAUGCUGUAAACAGCUCAACAUUCAAGAAGGGAGACUGUGUUAAGUGCAGUAUAAACUCAGGAAUUUGUAACCUGUAAAAAAAAAAGGAUGACAUUUCCCUAAAAAAAAAAAAAGGAAAAAAAACAAAGAAGAAAAAUAUAUAACUGUGUUUUCAUAUGGUAAAGAGAUACGUGACUGUAUUUAAAAAAAAAAAGAAAACAAAAAAAGAGAAAAAACACAAAAAGCCCACCCAACGAUCAGUAACGGUGUUUUAAAUAAAACCCACUGGGACUGUGGGUUUAAAACCUGCUGAUGGGACGUGCAGCCAAUGCUGAGAUGACUGGUUUGAGUCUGGCCCUGGUCAGGAGGGGUUAAAUGUCAUUGUGAUCAUUUUGUCCCUGGGGAACAUCGUGGAUGUUCUGGGGGAAGGCGCCAUCCCAGGGUGGGGUUUGGGGAUUCACUUCUGGAGAGCUGUAAGGAGUACACACUGAUGGGCACAGAGCAGAGGGGUUGCUGUUUGCCCACUCAUGGACACUGCUGAGAGAGGCCCAGGACAACCUGAAAGCCACUCGUGGUGCUGUAGGUGCCACCAGGCAGAGCAGGGGACGUGCCACAAGCUGUUUGGGGUGGCCCACAGUGGCACUGCCCGUGCAGCUCUUCUGCAGGCCAGCAGGGGUGUUGAAGCUGCUGGGAUUUCACUCCUGUCCUAGGCAGAAGCUUAAGAAUUGAUUGGAAACCCACCAAAAGAAAGACAUGGAUUUCUGCCUUGGACUAACCAACAUCUCCUUUUGCCUUGAUGGAGGUUGUUCAGCUGCUGUAUU
Pseudopipra pipra is the source of this 2840-nucleotide messenger RNA. RefSeq names its product metallophosphoesterase domain containing 1 (gene MPPED1). The record is from RefSeq and is a predicted model, not a curated record. Gene Ontology annotation, molecular function: hydrolase activity. The coding region runs from base 449 to 1357 and encodes 302 amino acids. Lineage: Eukaryota; Metazoa; Chordata; Aves; Passeriformes; Pipridae. The transcript has 7 exons.